GGCAUGCGGUUGGGCGCAUGCGCCGUGCCGGAGCGAGUGACCGGGUGAUGAUGGCGGCGCUCGGGCGCUGGGUCGGGGCGGCCGCGGCCUGCGGUGUGACCGGAUUUUUGGAAUUUCCACAGAUAGCGGUCAUUGCCAUGAGAUAUGCAUCCAAAAAGGCAGGAGGCAGUUCAAAAAAUCUGGGCGGCAACAGCCCAGGCCACCGUUAUGGGUGGAAGAAGGGAGAUGGGGCUUUUGUUCGUACAGGAUACAUUUUGGCAACCCAACGCCUGGUUCGCUGGUACGCAGGAGCAAAUGUAACAAUGGGUAGGAAAAAGACUCUUGUUGCCCUUGAAGAUGGCACAGUCCGUUAUACCAAAGAGAUCUACGUCCCUCUACCUCGCAGCUCGGAGUCCAUGAAAAUAAUCUCUCGCCUUCCUAAAGGGGCAGUCCUUUACAAGACAUUUAUUAAUGUGGUCCCCAAAAAGCAGGAAGGUUACUUUAAGCUUGUAGAUAUGCUUUGAUCCUCUGGAAUGGAUUUUCCAUACUGCAGGCUGGCUGACAGAGGCAAAUGUUUGGUGUGUGAAUUACCAUAGGCCUUUCUACGGAAGGGAACACUUUGUUCUGUCAGCUUUCCCUUCUUUUAGCAGAUGGCACUGGCUAAGAUCAAUAGGUGCCCAAUGACUUUUGUUGUCCCUUUUCAUUUGCGACCCUGCCCUGAGGAUGUUACUGAAUCUGAAGGUAGAGAGGAAGGCUGCCGGACAGCCCAUUAUCGCAGACAUGGCUCGUUUGAAAGAGCUCCCCGUUUUAGUCACGUUUCUCAGCUCAUUCCUCCUGGUCUCGUAUAUGUUUCAUUUAGGAAUGUGACUGCCACGGAACUAUUUCACCUGCUGGAUAUCCACAACAUCCCUUUUUGACACUGGUUACAAAUGUUCAAGAAAAUAAAUGCUAAACUAUCGAACAUUUUGUUCACUGAAAGCAGCUGCUCUGUGUAUCAGAAACCGAAUCCCAUUUUCACUCCUUUCUGUAGGUGAUUUUCUUGCCUUUAAUAAAUGUUUGUUUUUAA
Messenger RNA from Amblyraja radiata (thorny skate), 1045 nucleotides. It is a transcript of the gene mrpl27, whose product is annotated as mitochondrial ribosomal protein L27. Gene Ontology annotation, biological process: translation. NCBI's taxonomy places the organism in Eukaryota, Metazoa, Chordata, Chondrichthyes, Rajiformes, Rajidae. The transcript is spliced from 4 exons. The record is from RefSeq and is a predicted model, not a curated record. Bases 18 to 503 code for a protein of 161 amino acids. Gene Ontology annotation, cellular component: mitochondrial large ribosomal subunit; ribosome. Gene Ontology annotation, molecular function: structural constituent of ribosome.